This is a messenger RNA of Cryptococcus deneoformans JEC21, 841 nucleotides long. RefSeq names its product ER to Golgi transport-related protein, putative. The transcript is spliced from 7 exons. Gene Ontology annotation, cellular component: cytosol; cis-Golgi network membrane; TRAPP complex. Gene Ontology annotation, biological process: endoplasmic reticulum to Golgi vesicle-mediated transport; intra-Golgi vesicle-mediated transport. Bases 148 to 747 code for a protein of 199 amino acids. The record is from RefSeq and is a predicted model, not a curated record. Lineage: Eukaryota; Fungi; Basidiomycota; Tremellomycetes; Tremellales; Cryptococcaceae.
GUCCGGUCUCCGUCUCACCCCUUUACUCUUGCUUCGUUCUAUAACAUCAAAUCCCAUUGAAGGAACAUCAACUUAGUCGAUUGAGGACAUAUACAAGGCAUCUAACAACAUUGCGAAAAGAUCCUCUUCUACACCGGAAUUUUUGAAAUGUCAGCAGGCGCAAAACAGUACAAGGCAAUCGGCGAUGAUAUAUGGAAGCGAACGGACAAGGUGAAUGCCGAAUUAUUCACUCUCACAUAUGGCGCCUUGGUUGUCCAACUCAUUAAGGAUUAUGAAGACUAUGGAGAGGUCAACAAGCAGCUUGAGAAGAUGGGUUAUAACAUCGGUACUCGAUUGAUUGAAGACUUCCUCGCUCGUACAGGCUUACAGCGCUGCCAAUCGUUUGGCGAAACCGCCGAAGUAAUCUCCAAAGUCGCUUUCCGAAGUUUCCUAGCAAUCACGCCCACCGUCUCCUUCCCUCCACCCACCCAACAACCUACAAACAACCUCGCCCAACCUUCAGAGUUUAUCCUCACUUUCGACGAGAACCCGUUAGCAGAGUUCGCAGAGUUGCCACCAGAUGCGCGAGAAGGGGGGCUUUGGUUCUCAAACGUGCUUUGUGGUGUUAUAAGGGGUGCUUUGGAGAUGAUCCAAAUGCAAGUAGAGACCAGGUUCCUUUCAGAUCAGUUGCGAGGGGACGACACGACGGAAAUGUACGUGAAAUUAGUACGAAUCUUGGAGGAAGAGCAGCCGGAGAACGACGAGUAAGAGCGAGUAAGAGGCGUUUGGGUGAAGUGGGGGGAAGGCGGAACUUUUGUAUACCCAAGAUUCAUGACACAUGCAUACAACAUUGAUACCAGGC